CAUCAACUUGUGUAUGUGUGUUUUUCUUACAGCACUAUGCGACUGCUAGUGGUGCUGUUCUUGCCUACUAUCCUGAUUGCUGCCCUGGCUGGCUGCAGGAUGGUGGAGGCAAAGCUGCCACCACCUGACAAGUCCUACAAAUUCCUGGUUGCCAUCCCUGCAGUCAGAAGGAACCACUGGAAUAUGUUCAAGCCUCUCCUAAUAGCACUGGCUAACCGUGGACAUAAGGUGGUGACGAUACAGACCAUGGCUGCAGCCUUCACUCACCCCAACAUCACUGAGGUGGUGGUUCCCGUACCAAGUACCACCAUAGCCAGCAGGUUCGACGUACUUCAUGAUCCAGCAGGAGCGAUGGUGCUACUGGAGGUGUAUUUGGUGCCGCUGGUGUCCAGAUUCUACUCUUCACCAAAGGUUAUGCAACUCUACAACACAAGACACGAAUUUGACGUAGUUAUGACGGACCAUCUUUUCAAUGAGAUAGGUUACCCUUUUGCUGUGGGAAUGCCGUUCAUCACCUUGGCCACUGCGGGCGUGGAUCCGCAUCAGAGCGCCAUCAUGGGCAACGUUCUCAAUCCUGCGUACGUGCCCAACGCAUUCUUCAACUAUCCAAGACCUUACUCUCUCUUUGACCGCCUCCACAACCUCUACACAAUACUGCACGAAGGUGGUUACUGGCGUGUCUGGGGUAUGAUGCCCAAGAUACAGAGAGAGACAAUGGAAGACGUUGACCAACCAAGGAACACUGCAGCUUCUAUCAAUUCCACCGAUAUCUAUGUCCGAAGCGUGUUGAGAACAACCAUAGCUCUAGCCCUCACGUUACCAAAUGAAGCAAGUAUGUUACGAUUUCUUGAGAUUGAGUAUCGGGAGAUAUUGCGUAAAUUCAUUGAGUCACAAGUAAGGCCAGAAGAAUCCAACAAGUAUUGGCGUCGUAGCUCGAACCGAGGAUACGACCACACUGAUGGUCCAAAUAUAUUUAAGGGCAUUAAGGAUUAA
This is a messenger RNA of Cherax quadricarinatus, 993 nucleotides long. NCBI's taxonomy places the organism in Eukaryota, Metazoa, Arthropoda, Malacostraca, Decapoda, Parastacidae. The record is from RefSeq and is a predicted model, not a curated record.